UUCCCACUCGUCCGACUGUUGGUUAACCGAACGCCCGUCAGUUGUCCGUCGUGCGUGCCGCUCGAAGUGUAAUACAGAUCGCAGUAUUUUUUUUUUUUUUACAUAAUUUUUGGGUUUAUAUUAUUAUACACGCUUUGUCGUGUACCGUGAUUAACAGUGUUGUUGUUGUCUAUAAUUUUGUUCUUUUUUUUUUUUAUAUCAGAAAUGUUCGUUUAAAUUAUUUUCCUUGCGUAUGACGUGCGAAACUUAUGUAUGUAGCAGAUUUCCACCGGACUCGUUUAUCCAUAUACAUAACAUGAGACAUCUAUAAACUGCACGUUGGAUGAUACGAUAACGAACGAAUAUCAUUGACGUUAUCGAAAUGCUGUCACGGCCGGCUGGGUUGCAAAAUUGUUUGCAUUUAGAUGACAAAUCUAGAAGCGCAGAACGAAUAGCAUAUUAAUAUUAUAAUUAUAGUUAUUAUUAUAUUAUAAUUGAAAAUAUUUUGGACGUCAGACUUUGUUUAGAUAAUGGCUUCCAAAAAGUUGACCGCACGAUUUGAUCCGUACCAGGAGAUGGAAAAUUAUUUAGAAAAAGUAGCUGAAGAGCUUGAUGAAGUCUUUAACCAGUUGUCCAAGAAAUCAGCAACGCCACCCGGCAAGCUUGCGACGAACUGGCCCCCGAACUGCUGCGGCAAUGACGCCAAUAAAGACGAUCGUUGCAGCACAGAAAAUGGCGACUACUUGAGGAACGACUUAGGUGGUCGGUUCGAUGACGUUAUACUAGAAUUGCAAUUACCAGAACGAAUUGUUUGCCAAGCAUGUGCUGAAGGAAUAGAAGAAAAGGUGUAUUUCGGCGAUAACUGUGACAGUGGUGUUUUUUCUAACAACAUGCGUUAUCGUCUAUCACCAACCAAACGAAAACGAUGUCGUUCUCGAUCUUUGGAUCAAAGUAGUCUACAAUUGCCAGACUGUUAUGAAGACAAGUCAGCUGUACUGCUUAAAGUCAAGGUACUCAACACCACGCCACCUACACCCGUUCGUCGGUCAUCUCUUAACCGAUUUCAAACGAUCAUCUCACAACAGAAACAGUUUGAACGACAAAAUAACGAUGGAGGCCCGCAUCUAGAAGUGGCCACACAGACGUCACCGACUUGCAGUAGGUCUUCGAGCUUUACGUGGUUAUCUGAUCGUUCGGACACUGGUAAUUGUUCUUCAGCUGAAGAAGCUGUGACACCGUGUAGUUCAACCGACGAUUCAGUGACCGAUCAUCAUAUCAGUUGUGGAUCUUCGACCGAGUCGUCCAUCACCCCUCCGGGACGGUCCGACGAACCCGAAUCCGGUAUAGGAACUGCAUCGCCUCCACACCAUCGGUAUUCGAAAUCGGGAAACCAGAAAUGCCGAAGGAAAGAGACGUGGGAGAGGCUGCAGAGACGACACGCCGAUCGUCGUGCGACCGUCAAACACACGGAAAAAUCAGUGUGGGUACCUCCUACAACGGAAAUAAGCGACCAAUUUCAUCGACCAGCAACGCGACCGAAUCGGUUGCCUUUGACCAGUGAAUUCCCGGUGAAAAACGUCCCUUACGAGCUGCCCAGUCCGACAGCCGUUUCACUGGAUGGUGGCGGUGAGAAAGUUACCUCAGAAUUAUCGGGCACUUGCAAAAGCUCAUCUGCUCCACAUCUCAUCAAAUCCACUCAAACGUUGCCUCAUAGGACCAAAUAUACUGGCGGAUCAAAGGAAUGGAAACAUCCCAAAUGUCAUUCAGAACGUUAUUUAGAAGAAAUAGAAGCCAAAGAAGCGUGUAAAUGGCUAAGAGCCGCCGGAUUUCCACAGUACGCGCAAAUGUAUGAAGAUUUGCAAUUUCCAAUAGACGUGAACGGCGUGCAAAAGGACCAUCCUUUUCUAGACCUAGACUCUCUGCAAUCGCUAUUCAGAAGACUGCACGCGUUGAACCGUUGCGCAAACAUGAAAUUAGAUUUUGUGCCAAAACACGCAGGUGAUGACUCGGACUCCGAGGGUGAAUGUGCGCUAAGCGAGAACUGGACGUUCCAGAGAGAGUCGAGAAGGUGGUCUCGAGUGGACGACAUCGUCAACACGGCGAUGAUGCUGCAGCAGCAGCUGCAACCGUCGUCGCCCGUUGAACACCAUCUAUCCGGGAACCAGCUGCAGCAGCAAAACCAUGACCUCCAGCCAUCGCAGCAGGGUUGUGGAGGCAAAUUUGGAAGUAACACGUUGCCACAGCCACUGUUGCAUUCAGCCGAACAAACGGCGGCGGUAGAGGCCGAUGCAUCGGACGUGGCACUGAUCUCGCGAUUCCGUCGGUCGGGUAGUGAGCGGAUCAGAGAUGGGGCCAAAGCCAUCCUACGGCGAGUGGAAAGCUUGAAGACAAGACCGAAACAGCGCAACCGUGACGGUGUGGUCAUCGGUUCACCACAGAUCAUAGACAUGGCUUCAAUGCAACAGCGGAUGAAGGAACUUAACUGUGUGGACGUGACACCGCCAGAUUCGCCGGUGACCGACGACUACAUGAAGUCCAAACGGUUCUUAGCCAAACCUGAGUCGCUGGACUCGUUGGCAUAUUCCGAUUCAGAACUGUCGUGGAGAAACGAGUACACAGACGCCAACAGCAAUAACACCAAGCCAUUGUUGGAUUUCAUGGCCUUUGACAGAAGUAACGACUUUUCAUCUCCCAACGGCAGUCAAGAUAGCCGCACAUACAAAAACAAAUACAACGACAGCGUAGAUUCGGUUUCGAGCGCAGUGCAAGACAGCGAUCAAGAACUAACCACCAAGUCAAAAGGAUCAGUUGUUCGAUGGCAUAGUUUUCAAAAGACCAAGCAUCGGCCAAAUGCCUUAGCCGGACAAAUGGUUGGAUCGCUCACGGUUGGCCAGCUGUUAGUGUUACGGAAGUUCGCUCUUCUCAAGCUGACCGCCAUCAUGGAACGGUAUUGUCCGACACACAGGACAGGAUGGAACUGGGAACUCCCCAAGUUUAUGCGCAAAACCAAAAUGCCCGACCCCAAAGAUAAAACCGUUUUCGGAGUUCCGCUGAUUGCCAAUGUGCAAAAAUACGGUUCCUCACUGCCACCGUUCGUCCAAUCUGCUUUUCGGUGGCUCGAAGACAACGCUCUCGACCACGUAGGGUUGUUCCGGAAGCCCGGCGUCAAAUCCCGAAUACAACGCUUAAAGCAACUGGCUGAAGCCGAUCCGGACGACUUGAAAUUCGAAAACCACCAAGCCUACGAUGUGGCUGACAUGGUGAAGCAAUACUUCCGUGAAUUACCAGAGGCCUUGCUCACCAAUAAACUCUCCGAGAGUUUCAUCGCUAUUUUUCAACACGUUCCGGUGUACUUGCAAAAGGAAGCGGUCCACUACACGGUGCUGCUGUUGCCCGACGAACACCGCGAAGCCCUGUUCGCCCUGCUCGACUUUCUGUGCCAGGUGUCGUCCAGGAGCGACGUGAACCAGAUGUCCGCCAGCAACCUGGCCGUCUGUCUGGCCCCGUCGCUGUUCCACCUCGGCAACGGCGGCGCCUGGUCGUCGUCGCACCCGCACGGUGGAUCCGCCGGCGGGUCGACGCCGUCCAGCCCGGUCACGUCGUCGCACAACCGUUCGUCGUCCGUGUCGCCGCGCCGGAACCACCAUCAGUCGUCGGCCAACUCCGCCGCCGUCGUUGGUCUACCCGAUUCAAAGCAGCUGGGACAGAACAAGGCGGCGCACGACUGUCUGUUGUUCCUCAUCAAGCACUACCGUCAACUGUUUGCCAUGUCAGAGGACAUUAUGAGCCAGUGUCACUUUAGCUAUAUGGACGAGAGCAUACCAAUAAGUCUAGAAGAGCUCGGUGCAGAAAUGGGUCACGACUGGAGAGGAUAUUUGAACGCGUGUACCUCGGCGUUGCUUAAAGAAGCCAAAGACAAGAACAGAGGAUGGGUGGCCGUGGGCAGUUUCGAGAACGUCGACAUAUCGUACAAGAAGGUCGGCGACGGACACCCGUUGCGACUGUGGCGGGUGUGCACGGAAGUGGAGGCGCCCCCAGCCGAGGUGCUUGCCCGGAUACUGUGGGAGCGACACGUAUGGGACGCGGACCUGAUGUCGGCCAGGGUGGUGGCCAAAAUGGACGCGCGCGCCGAUCUGUACCAGUACGCGGACGCGGAAAUGUCCCCACAUCCGGCCAAAGACUAUUGCGUGGCCAGAUCGUGGCGGACCGACCUGAACCGGGGAGGUUGCGCGGUCGUCGAAACGUCCGUCGAACACCCGGACGCCAAGCAACCGGCGGCGGGCGCGGUCCGCGGCAUCGUGCUCGCCUCCAGGUACUUGAUCGAACCGUGCGGAUCGGGCCGGUCCCGGGUACUGCAUUUGUCCCGAGUCGACACAAAGGGCAGGACGUGCGAGUGGUACAACAAGAUAUUCGGACACAUCACUUCCAAAUAUUUGUCCGCGAUACGAAAAUCAUUCGAACACUCUGCUGAAGGUCCAGAGAGCAAAGUAUAAUGACUCAGGCGCCUAUUAUUUUUGUUUUGUUUUUCGUUUUUUUUUUUUUUUAUAUAUAUACUAUUAAUUAUUAUUAUUACUAUUCGUUCUCCGAUAAACGAUUUCCGCGUCUACGUCGACACAAUAUAAUAAUAAUAUAUGUAAUUUAAUAUUGUACAUUAUUAAGUGUUACCUAUACGAUCGGAUGACGAGUACGUAUAGACGCGUUCAAAUAUUAUAUAUUUGUAUGUAUCAUUGUAUAUUAUUAUAUAAUUUUUUAUUAUUAUUAUUAUAACUAUUUUAUUUUGAAUGUUCUAACUGUACACAAUAUAAUAUAGGCCAGACCGCGUUGUUACAAAACAGUAGACUGAUUGGGGUACGUAAUCGCGUACCCUCCCCCCCCUUCCGACCUCCUAGAAAAUACUAAACUUGUAUCGGUUUUUUUUUCAAAUGAAUUCGUAAAAGUUAUUAUUAUUAUUAUUAUUAUGAAUAAUUUUUGAUUACGAAUAAAAACACUGAAGCAGUGAUACGAUUAUAUUAUAUAGUGUUGUUAUCGUAAUAUUAUACACUUAAUUUAUAUCGUUCGCGCGAGACGUCAUAACUUUGCGGUGUCUACAGCUGCAAAACGGCAAUCAAAACAGGGUAUAGUUUUCGAUUGUAUUUUAAAAAUUAACUCGCGUACCAAUAAAAGUUCCUAUGAUGUUAUGAUUUAUAUAUUGUUCAAUUAUCAAUUAUUAUCAGAUAGAUCGUUCGAUAUUAUACUUACCGCGAUUUGACUUAUUACUAUUAUUACACUCUACAGUACUUAUAUUAUUAUAUAAUCCAAAAACGAUAUCAAGGACAAACACUGUUAAAUACAUUUUAAAACACAAUGUUGGCAACGGGACCAUAAUAUAUAUUGUUGAUUUAUAUUGAGAGAAAAAACACAUCACAUUAUAAUAUAAUAGAAAUUUUACUUAAUUUUUAAGCACUUAAAAUACAUAAUUUACCAUUUUAUUUCUUUAUUAUUAUUUUUAUUAUUUUUAUCAUCAUUAUAUAUUGUGUUUGUUAAUAGCUUUAUUAAGUAAACUGUGUAUAGGUGCCUCUUACCUUAUUUUUGCAAAAAAAAAAACGCACAUUUUAUGUUUUGUAAUAUUAUUAUGCGUUUUUAAACGUAUAUAAUAUUGUAUUUUUCGUCGCGUAAUACUUACUGUUGUGUAUAAUAACUAUAAUAUAUUAUUAUUGUUCAGUGUUAGAAUAUAGUUACCUUAUUAUUAUAAAUGUAUUUUGUGUGUGUGUUAAAUUAUGAUUUAUAAGAUACUAUCAAAUAAAAAUUUUGUUCUAUGUUCAUUA
This is a messenger RNA of Aphis gossypii (cotton aphid), 5783 nucleotides long. Its product is annotated as rho GTPase-activating protein 7-like. Gene Ontology annotation, molecular function: GTPase activator activity; lipid binding. The record is from RefSeq and is a predicted model, not a curated record. Gene Ontology annotation, biological process: actin cytoskeleton organization; regulation of Rho protein signal transduction; signal transduction. Lineage: Eukaryota; Metazoa; Arthropoda; Insecta; Hemiptera; Aphididae.